UAUGAAGUGCGCAUGCCCCCACAACCACAUGGAGCACACGUGACUCGUAACCAGGCAACCCACAUUACAAAACUGUUGCUAGGUCUUCUUCAAGGUCGAUGAUCUAUAGUAUGCGUUACUAUAGAAACACAUCAACAACAAGUGCAACAACACAAGAAGUUUGCUAAAAUGUUCAUCUAUCUUAGCAAAAAGAUUGCUAUCCCCAACAACACAAGAAUCAAUGCAAUAGCUUGGAAUAAGGAAGAUGGUUACAUUGCGGUUGGUGGUGACGAUGGGUUACUCAAAGUCUUGAAGCUGGAUGCUGGGGGUGAGACUGACGGGGCGGCUAAAGCUCGGGGGCUAGUCGCAUCUAGCAAUUUAUCAAUGAACCAAACUUUGGAGGGACAUACCGAAAGUAUCCAAGUGCUAGUAUGGAACGAAACGCAUAAAAAAUUGACCACAAGCGACCAAAACGGUGUUAUUAUAGUAUGGAUGUUGUACAAAGGUGCCUGGUACGAAGAAAUGAUCAACAACCGAAAAAAAUCAACAGUUGUCGGAAUGGCCUGGAGCGCAGAUGGCCUAAAAAUCUGUAUAAUUUACGAAGACGGCGCUGUUAUCGUCGGCUCGGUUGAUGGCAACCGCAUUUGGGGUAAAGAAUUGAAAAAUAUUCACUUAUCGGGGGUGCAGUGGUCCCCCGACGGUAAACUGCUCUUGUUCAGCCUUAAGAACGGCCAAGUCCAUCUGUAUGACAACCAAGGGAAUUUUAUUAUGCAAAUUGAGAUUUUUUGUAAUGAAGUCACUUUAGAGUUAAUACCAGUGGUCGGACUCGAUUGGUACAACGGCCAAAACGGCUACAUGCACGCACUUUGCCCCAACCUGGCCAUUUGUUACGAAAACGGCCGCACGCAAAUUAUGCGCAAUGAGAGCGAUACAAAUCCUGUGGUUCUGGACACGAAAAUGAUCGCCGUUCACUGCAGCUGGAACCACAACGGAUCGCUGCUUGCCAUCGCCGGGCGACAAUACAACGACGACAAAGAAAUGAAUCUGGUCCAGUUUUAUAAUCCUUUUGGAGAGCAUUUGCGAACCUUGAAGGUUCCGGGGACUUCAAUCGCGUGCUGCGUCUGGGAGGGCGGAUCCUUAAGGGUGGCGUUAGCAGUGGAUUCAUUUGUUUAUUUUGCAAAUAUACGACCGGAUUACAAAUGGUGCUAUUUCAAAAAAACUGUCGUUUUCACGUGCUGUCGGCCACAAAAGCCGGGCAUUUGCGUUUCUUUCUGGGACAUAAGUAACAAUCAAUGUCACACGGUUUAUGUCCCAAUACUUAUAGCUUUGUCGGGGUACGGAGAUCACUGUGUUUUAGUCACGCGAUCCGAACUUGACGAAUCUCCAGGACAGUAUGGUUUAAUAUUAUGUAAUACGUUGGGGACCGCAGUUGAUGGUAAAUACAUCGAUAUUGAACCAAUCGCCGUGACAAUGAACUCGACUCAUGUCAUUGCAACUUCCAAAAACAACUUCAUCGUCUGGCAGUACAAAACUCCAAAAUCGUCAUCAGUAGUCACAGGGGCUAGAAAUAAGUGUCGAAUGUUUCAUAUUGACGAUAAUCCGACAGGGGCGGUUGAAGUGAUCCAAGAAUUGGACAGUUUAGAUAAAAUUGUUGUAAGCACACACAAUAGCUCCGAUCCGGCUUGUUGUAUCGCUUGCAGUGAUAAGUGCUUAAUAAUUGGACGCGAGUCUGGAUUGUUGCAAUACUACGCUUUACCCCACGUUGUACUUACCAAUAAGUACAAAAUAUCAACACGGCCACACAAAAUCGCAAUUAACUGCAACUCAACGCGUUUGUCUGUCAUUGACGUAGCCGGGGUUAUGACGGUUCUCGACACUUCUGAUGCCAUAGGACGGCCGUCUAGCACCACCGAUAACAAACUGGAGCGUAAAGACGUCUGGGCGAUGUGCUGGGCCUCAGACAACCCCCAGCUGCUCUCAAUUAUGGAAAAAACGCGAAUGUAUAUUUUUAAGGGGAUUUAUCCCGAGGAACCGGUGUCUUGUUCCGGUUACAUUUGCAGUUUUAAUGAAUUAGAGAUUCAAGCUGUGCUCCUAGACGAAAUAAUGGAGUCCCCCGAACGCCCGAACAGUAAAGACCAUUUGAUCAAGCUGGAGGUGAAAAGCUUGCGGGACACAAGACAACUACUCGAAAAAGUUGGUAUUAAUGAAGCUUCGCUUUUCAUCGAAGAAAACCCACACCCAAGAUUAUGGCGUUUGUUGGCUGAGGGGGCUUUGCGCGAAAUGAAUCUAUCGAUGGCUGAAUCGGCUUUUGUCCGGUCGCGGGAUUACGCCAGAGUUUUGUUUGUGAAAAAGUUAAAAGAUAUUAAUUCGAAUGCGAUUAGAAAAGCCCGCAUUGCGACCUAUUUUAAGAAUUUCGAUGAGGCCGAAAAAACGUACAUGGAAGCCGACAGGAGUGAUUUGGCUCUCAGCUUAAGACAAACGCUAGGUGACUGGUUCAGAGUGAUCCAAAUUUUGAAAAACGGAACGUCGGCUCCUGACUAUCUUCUCAAAACUGCGUACAAUUCCGCGGCUGAAUAUUUCGUACAUUUCAACAACUGGGUCACUGCUGUUGAAUAUUACGAACUCGCCGGAAAUAUGGCCGAAAUGAUCGAAUGUUACUACCACCUAGAAGACUACAAGAAACUGGAGUCUUUUGUGCAAAUUUUGCCCGAAGGCGACCCACUUUUGAAAAAAAUUGGGGACAUAUUCGCUACCAAUGCUGUGAUUUCUGAGGCCGUUGAAGCUUAUUGCAAAUUUGGUAACGUAAAUACGGCAAUCGAGUUGUGUAUUGCACACAACAGGUGGAACACGGCUAUCGAGUUAGCGAAAAAAUAUAACAUGACUAAAAUUUCGGACCUUUUCGUCAAAUACACCACACAUUUGGAAGACCAAGGCUCCCUUUUCGCCGCAAUUGAUGUCAACAUUCAAGCAAAAUUUUAUUUACACGCAGCUGAGCACGCUUAUAAGUUGGCCGAUCUGGAAAGCAAAAAGCAUAAUAAAAAUCUGCUAAAAGUGAAAAAACAUUACGUCUACGCUGCCAGAUUACUACAAAUGCAUAAGAAAACACCAAAUCCUGCUGAAUGGGCGUCAGACCCGACAGUUUAUGAAAAUGCCUGGAAAGGGGCAGAAGCAUAUCAUUACUACAUGCUUGCGCAGGAGCAGCUAUACAGCGGGAAAUUGCAUGAUGCUCUAUGUACAGCCUACAAACUUCAAGAUUACACCAGUUAUCUCAAUGCACUUGAUAUUUAUUCAUUGCUGGCCUUAACGGCUUGUUUGGACCGGUCUUUCGGAAUUUGCUCAAGAGCUCUCAUAAAACUCACGAGCUUGCCGGAAGUCAGUGAAGCCGUUAGAAAUCAAUACAAAAAGCUGGCGUGGGACAUAUUUAUGAAAAAUGAACCGAAAGAUUUGAAACAAAUCAAACUUAAGUGUUCCAACUGUGGAGAUUCGACGUCUGAUUGGAGAACAAGGUGUCCCAAGUGCAAGAUCCACUUCCCCACAUGUAUUGCGUCGGGACGUUCCAUAAUUGAAGAAUUGAGCAACACGUGGCUUUGCUCACAUUGCCAUCACCCAGCUUUUGAAUCCCAAAUGACUUUUCAUAACGUUUGUUUACUCUGUCACGCAAAUAAAUAAAACACUGUUCAAUCGAUUUAAUCCCUCUUGAUAUGACAAAAAAUAAAAACGUCUAUUGAAGUAA
Messenger RNA from Tribolium castaneum (red flour beetle), 3712 nucleotides. It is a transcript of the gene Oseg4, whose product is annotated as Outer segment 4. The record is from RefSeq and is a predicted model, not a curated record. NCBI's taxonomy places the organism in Eukaryota, Metazoa, Arthropoda, Insecta, Coleoptera, Tenebrionidae. Gene Ontology annotation, cellular component: non-motile cilium; intraciliary transport particle A. Bases 169 to 3648 code for a protein of 1159 amino acids. The transcript is spliced from 17 exons. Gene Ontology annotation, molecular function: protein binding. Gene Ontology annotation, biological process: intraciliary retrograde transport; non-motile cilium assembly; protein localization to cilium.